UACUGACGUCAUAUUUCUUGGACGAUGGGCGUGAUGACAGCAGUGAGAAUGCGACAGCUUGAGAAAUAUUUCCAAAACACUGUACAGGAGUAAUACUAUUCUGUUCUUUCAACAUGGUAGCCCAGUAAGCCAUGGAAGUAUGACCAUAAUUUGAAAACAGAUAUCGUUCGUGUUGCAGGCUUUUCUCGACCUAGCUAGGUAAAUUCUCAAAACCGUCGCCUGCCAAACCACCUCUUCCAGAGGUCUGAAAUCACAAAUGUUAUAUCACAACACACAGUGAAAUACCUAACUUGCAUAGAAAAAACACUGACGUGGUCAUAGCCAUGGCUUUGAGCAUGGACAUCAGCGUUUCUUUUCUCAAGUGUGAACUCGCCUCCACCAUCGACCAGGCGGUAAGAUGCGCCGUUGAAACUGUUUUAAAAGAAACGGCAAGAGUUGUUGGCAUGAAACUGGCCGCGGCUCGUAAUGCUGCCGCAGAGUCCCACCGAGAGAACCAGAGCCUGCGGGAGAGACUGGAGAUCUCCGAGAGCGAGCUGAAAGCGGUACGCUACUACAUGACAGCGGCGGAAAAGAACAUUAAACAGUGUUUACUACUGAACAGAAACCAGCCUCGGUCAACUGUCGUGCGGCCAAAUACAGAUGACGCACUCUUUCAGUUUCCCUCACACUCUGCGGACGAAAGCCCCACAUCACAACCACAGAGCAGAGAUUCCACCCGCAAGACCUUCCGUAACUCACCAGGAAGAAUCCACAAUGCUAAAAAUGUACCCAGUGUUGGCCUCUGUCUUCCCACGGUGCAGUCAGACUGGCCUCGUGUUUGUGUCAACCGCAAAAAGACACGAUUGUCUUCAAUAGGCAACAGUUCAGCAAUCAUAAGUGACCCCACGACCUCUCAAACCCUUGUGGAAAACAACACUGCUCUAUUAAGGCCAGAGGAUGAGACAGAGCGUCCGUUUUACAUCGCCAAUGAGGGUGUCUCGGAAAAAGACAACAGUUCUGCACUGGCAGACUCUGAGAGGGGUCCUGAGGAGCCAGAAGCUUCAAGCUCAUCCAUAAACCCUCCAGAGGUCCCUUCUGACAUCACAAAAUUUGAGUUUGAGAUGAGCACACCUGCAGGGAAUGUCAACGAGCUGGAGCUGAUCCAGGUGAUGGAGGACUCUGAGGAUGUCAAACAAGGCACUGUUAAAAUAGAAGAUGACCCUGAGUCAUUUACACUAGAGCCACCUUCAUCUGAUCCAACUGUAGCUUCUUCAUCCACCUCCAUGCAAGCAUUCCCACAAAUCACCUCACCUCCAAUAUUGGAGAGUGAGGGCGAUGCUUUGCUGGCUUUAGUGCCACCUGUAGGGAGUGACACAGGGCUAAGCGGUCCUGUUGAGAGCCCUGAUAAAGUGCACCUCUGCAACAUUUGUGGCCGGGGAUUCCGACGUUUCUACUGCUUGAAAACGCACCAGCGCAUACAUACGGGAGAGCGCCCAUAUCCUUGUAGAUACUGCGAGAAACGCUUCCGCCAUUUAGACAGCUUACACAAGCACCAGCGCAUUCACACAGGUGAGAGACCCUACCGCUGCGCACAGUGCGGAUGCUGCUUCAGAGAACUGGGUCAACUUAAAAAGCACAGACUCAAACACUCGCCCACAUUUGUUCCAGUGGCUCUUCCCGCCUUCCCUCUCGUCCCAGCUGGACCCUCCUAUGUCUGGCCACAUCUCAACUCCCAGUCUUUGGAUUCAGUCUAAAACACAGAGGCCUUGUGAACAUUUAAUUAGUAUAUAGAUGUUUUUAUUUGUGGCAAAACACUCAUCUGAUAUAAAGUUACAAAUGUCCUGUAUCAUAACCUCAGUUGUGUUUUCCAUGCAUAUGAACUUCAUCUAAGUAUUACUCUGCAAAACAUUUCAGUGGGCUCCAAAUAUGAAUAAAUUUUUGGUCUUGAA
Messenger RNA from Myxocyprinus asiaticus (Chinese sucker), 1928 nucleotides. RefSeq names its product zinc finger and SCAN domain-containing protein 5A. The record is from RefSeq and is a predicted model, not a curated record. Gene Ontology annotation, cellular component: nucleus. Lineage: Eukaryota; Metazoa; Chordata; Actinopteri; Cypriniformes; Catostomidae. The transcript is spliced from 2 exons. Bases 324 to 1733 code for a protein of 469 amino acids.